CGGACUCAAACCAGGACGAAACCACUUCACGGUGUUUCUCUGAGCGGACGCCGCGGUGCGAGGCUCUAGUCCCGGGGAGCGCCUGUUUCUCUGCGCCGCUCUGCUCCGGAUCAUUUGAUGGGAAAGCGCAAAAGACGCAAGGUUCGGCUCCUGGCGCACGAGCUGCUACUUUACGUUUGUGAGUGAAAAACGCCGCGCGGGGCUGAGACAUGUUUGAAAAGGAGCUGAAGGCAUCGCGUUUGGAAACAACACGGACUUUUUAGAAGCGCCAUUCGUGAAUCUUGCGCUUGCGGGAGCUCGUGUGCGCGUUUUUUGUGAGUGUUUUUUGAAAAAGCGGCGGCUCGGAUUCACGGCUCCAUGCCUCAGCCCGAGUCUUGAGUCUUGGGGGGGGGAAGCUUGAACCGCGGCACAAAGGCCCCCCUCCACCCGCCCACUCCCCCUUAUUUCACUGGCACCUGAUCAACGCGGGGGGAAAAUGCGCGUGGAUCUGUUCUGGUUGUGUUUUUGGGGGGUUCUGCGGUUGGGGGCCACCGGUCAAGGACAGCCGACCGCCGCCGUGUGCUCGCCCGUGUGCAGCUGCGAUGAAGAUGGGGGCGCCGACUGCUCCGGGAAAGGGCUGACCACGGUGCCCACGGGACUCCGCGCCUUCACCUACUACCUUGAUUUGAGCAUGAACAACAUCACCGAACUGCCAGCCUUCGUCUUCAAGAACUUGCCGUAUUUGGAGGAACUGCGGCUGGCGGGAAACGACUUGUCAUUCAUCCACCCGGAGGCUCUGUCUGGACUCCACCAGCUCAAAGUCCUGAUGCUUCAAAACAACCAGCUGAGGACUGUGCCAAGUGCGGCCCUGAAGAACCUGCACUCUCUUCAGUCUCUGCGUUUGGAUGCUAACCACAUCACCAGCGUCCCGGACGACAGUUUUGAGGGGCUUCAGCAGCUCCGUCAUCUUUGGUUGGACGAUAACAACCUGACGGAGGUUCCAGUGGGCUCCCUCAGACACCAGGCCAACCUUCAGGCCCUGACGCUGGCGCUGAACCGCAUCUCGCACAUACCGGACCACGCCUUCGCUAACCUGACCAAUCUCGUUGUGCUGCAUCUCCAUAACAACCGUAUUAAGGCCAUCGGGGAGAAGUGCUUUGCUGGUCUGGUGAAUCUGGAGACGCUAGAUCUUAACUUCAAUAACUUGAUGAUUUUUCCCAAAGCGAUCGAGGCCCUGCCCAAACUUAAAGAGCUUGGCUUUCACAGUAACGACAUUGCUUCCAUACCUGAAGGGGCCUUCCAUAACAACCCCCUGCUACGAACCAUACAUUUAUACGACAACCCUCUGUCGUCUGUGGGGGCCACGGCGUUUCAAAACCUGUCCGACCUGCACUCACUGAUGUUGCGUGGAGCCAGCAAAAUGGAGAACUUUCCCAUUCUCACAAAUACCAACAACCUGGAGAGUCUGACGCUGUCGGGCACCAAAAUAUCCACAGUCCCCGCAAAUCUGUGUGACGACCUGAAGCUUCUGAGGACUCUGGAUCUGUCCUAUAACGACAUCGUGGAUUUACCGUCGUUCCAGGGCUGCGUUCGACUCCAGGAAAUAAGCUUUCAGCACAACUCCAUCCAGAAGAUCGACCGAGACACUUUUCAGGGUCUGUCUUCUCUGCGUUUGCUAGACCUGAGCAGAAACCAGAUCCGAGUGAUUCACAAAGACGCUUUUCUCACACUGUCGGCGCUCACCAACCUAGAUCUGAGCAUGAACUCUCUGACCCUGGUUCCCACGAGCGGACUGAGUUCACUGAGUCAACUCAAACUGUCCGGAAACCCCCAGAUGAAGAACGUGCUGCCUGCGAAAACACUGCCCAAACUCAGGUCCAUCUCCGUGCCCUACGCCUACCAGUGCUGCGCCUUUUCCGGAUGUGACCAGUCGAGUUUAGAAGAAAACGACGCGAAGAAAUCAGGCGGAGAGGAAGUGGAAAGGAUCUCCAUGUUGAUGCAUUGCUCCCCUUCGCCAGGCGCCUUUAAACCCUGCGAGCACUUGUUGGGGAACUGGAUGAUACGUCUGACCGUGUGGUUCAUUUGUCUGGUGGCUCUCGUCUUCAACGGUUUGGUUCUCGUGGCCACGUUUGGGCCGACUCACCGGACGGCCCGACACCCCUACGCUCUGCCCCCCAGCCUGCCCCCGGCCCGGCUGCUCAUGGGGCUGUUGGCGCUGGCGAACCUCCUCUCUGGACUCUACGUGGGGAUCCUGACCGCGCUGGACCUCGCCACUUGGGGCUCGUUCGCCGAGUUCGGGGUGUGGUGGGAGAUGGGCCCGGGGUGUCAGAUCACAGGGGUGCUGGCGGUGUUCUCCUCCGAGUGGUCGAUUCUGUUGCUGGCGUUGGCGGCGGUGGAGCGGAGCGCGUCGGUACGUGUGAUCCUGGGGAAGGUCAUGCUGUCCCCCCGCAGGAGCAGCUCUCACGGGGGGUGCUGGAGAGGGAGUCGGCGCUUCAGUCUGGCCGCGGGGGUCCUGGCUGUCCUGGCCGCGGCCGGAGCCUGUCUGCCGCUCCUGACCUCCAGUGACCAGGCGUCGCCCCUGUGCCUGCCCUUCGCGGGGGUGGACAGUCCGGCUCUGAGCGUCACCGUGGUGCUGGUGCUGCUCAAUGCUCUGGCGUAUCUGUUCACGGCGGCGGUUUACACACAGCUCUACUGCCACCUGGGCCGCGUGGAGCUGGCCGACCCGGAGCAGUCUGGGGCCCUGCGGCACGUGGCCUGGCUCAUCUUCACCAACUGUAUCUUCUUCUGCCCCGUCGCCGCCUUCUCAUUUGCCCCUCUCCUCACGGGGUCCGCCGGCGGUCCGGAGAUCGCCAAGUCCGUCACACUGAUCUUCUUCCCGCUGCCCGCCUGUUUGAAUCCUGUGCUGUACGUGUUCUUCAGCCCGGCCUUCAGGGAGGACUGGUCCAGGCUGCGCGGCCUCAGAGGGGCGUCCCGAGAGGUCAAAGGUGAGGGUCAGUGUGACGACGGGGGCGGGAGCUCGGAGCUGACGGAUCGAGGCUCGUCUACGUUGGGCUCUGAGUGCGGGCUGUACUCUCAGCUCUGCGCAGAGGUGUGUGAGCGCUGCGAGGCGGCUCUGCACGCCCGGACCUGUCCCUCCAGCGCCUCCGUGUGCAGACACUUGGUGAAGGCGCACAGCUGUCCCACCCUCUCGGGGGCGCCGUUGUGCCCGCGCGCAGAGGGUUUUUGGGCGGACAGCGGUACGCCUCUGGCCCAGUCGGAGUACGCGGACGAGGGCGACUCUUUUGUAUCGGACAGUUCAGAUCAGGUGCAGGCCUGUGGCAGGGCCUGUUUCUGUCAGAGCAGAGGACUUCCACUGGUACAUUACUCAUACAACAUACCUCGAGUCAAGGACUGACCUGCACUAUCAGAGACGCUUCAAACUCAAUGUGCCAACUACCGUUAAAAAGACUACAAAAGCACUUAGGUAUGUACUUACUGUGUAAACAGAAAUGCAACCAUUUAUUUAAAGGGAUCUGAGUGGCGUGUUAAGGACAUGUUUUUACUCUGAGCACAUCACGUUAAGACUCAAACAGUGAAUCUGUUGCCACGGUGCCUCUGGAUCUCAUGUCGUCAAAGACUCAGUUCGUGUUAUAAGCUUUUAAAAUGUUUUAUUUGUAUGCUUCUUGUUGAUUCCUAAGCUUCUUCACCCCAAAAUAAUUUUUAUUUGGAUGUAUGAUUUUUAUAAGUGAAAUGUAGCACAUGUAUCCUGUUCUUUGGUUUGUGUGAAUGUAUUUGAGGUGGUCUCUCUCGCCCUUAGGUGGAGGACACUGUAACUUCAGCAAUAACUUGUGUACGUCUGUGAUGGUAAUCAGCACAAGAAUGAUUUAGCUCCACGCCCUGGUCCGUGAAUAAACACCUCUGGUUUGGUGUAACCAAGACUAAGAAUGUGAUUAAAGUAGCAGAUUUCACUGUUUGGCCACAGCUCCCAUGCUCCGCGGGACAUUAUUUAUUGUUGGAGCAGCAGGAAAGUCUGGGAGUCUUCAGCUGUGGAAAUGGCCUUUACAUUAGUAAACUCGAAUACAUGAUAAUUCAACAGCAAAAUAGAAACAAUUACAUGCAAAACAAAAAUAUCUUUGGUUUAUAAAAGGAAGUAGAUCAAGAAUUACAUAAUCAGAAGUUUAAAAAUAAAAAAUAAUCAGCACUCGUUAAUCCGGUGUACACAAUCAGGAAUUUACAUGAGCGUUAUCCCAGUUUUCCUGGUUUUCUGCUGGAUGUGCAUCAGACAGGCAGCUGAGUCAACAAGAAACAGGCCAAAUAUUUUAUAAUGAACUUUAAUAACAAAUCUUCAGUCACAGAUUCAUGCAGAACCAAUAUUAGUAUUACAAUAAGUAUUACAGCGAAUGAUGCAACAGCCUGAAUACCCACUAUGAAAACAGAUCAGGUGUAAAUGUCCCUUUGGUCGAGCUGCAGGUUUAAUGCAGAGAGCCGCAGUGUGACGGGGUUUGGCUGGUGUAUGUAGAGCAUGACUGUACACAUAAAGGUGGGUCCGCCCUUGCAGCGUGUAUCCACAAGUGCACAUCAUGUGAGCGCUCAGGAAUUUAGGCAAUGUUCAUUUGUAGUUCGUUCAAUUCAGACUUUUUCUAACCUGUUUAGGCGUCGCAUAUUGUCCUGUUUUUCUGUUGAUCUGAUUCCAAAUGUGUGGUGCUUGUAAAUCUGACAGAAUAAAUGUAAUCAAGAAUGGGAUGCUAAGUUAAGGAAGCUACCUCCAUAAAUGCAUAGGCUGCGCUUUGUUUCAUUUGCUUUAUGUUGAGAAAUGUACCAUAUUGUUUUAAUUCAAAUGUGGGAGGUUGUGUACUGUAAACUGUGAUUAUUUUGUUAGCCAAAAAAUAAACUAUGAAUUAUUAUUUUAUCUUUUAUAGAUGGGAUGGAAAGUAUAAAACGUUUCACAGAAAUUCAGUCUAAAUUAAUGUUUUUAGUUCCGUUAUCAGAGAUCCCCAGGUUUUUGUUCUAGUCAAAUAAUUUGUUCUAAUUGUGAAUAAAAUAAAUUGAAUUACGUGCGU
Molecule: messenger RNA, 5018 nt
Organism: Periophthalmus magnuspinnatus
Lineage: Eukaryota; Metazoa; Chordata; Actinopteri; Gobiiformes; Gobiidae
Gene: lgr4
Product: leucine-rich repeat containing G protein-coupled receptor 4
Exons: 18
Coding region: 476-3373 (965 amino acids)
Biological process (GO): G protein-coupled receptor signaling pathway
Cellular component (GO): membrane
Molecular function (GO): protein binding; G protein-coupled receptor activity
Source: RefSeq, a predicted model, not a curated record